AUGACAGGUGAUAAAUCCUUCUUCAAAAGUCUUAAAGAAAAGGAAGAUGGAUAUGUCAUGCUUAGAAAUGGUAGUCAUUCUCAAAUUCUUGGAAAAGGAACGAUUGAAAUUCCGGGGCUACCAUUGUUGACCGAUGUGUUGUACAUAAAGGGACUUAAAGCAGACUUGUUGAGCACUACUCAAAUUUGUGAUGAGGAUUUUCUGCUUCAAUUCUCAAAGAAAAGGUGUGUCAUCCCUAGUGAAGAUGGUGUUCAAGUGUUGAAGAGACUUAGAACUACCGACAAUUGCUAUGGGGUGGUUCCCAAAUCAAAUGUGUCAUGCCGAAGUGCUCAAGUCAACUUGUUAGAGCUAUGGCAUCAACGAUUUGGUCAUGCCAACUACAAGCCAGUGGCAAAAGUCUCCAAGCUUGAAGCGGUGGUUGGCUUACCAAAAGAGACACCCAAGGUGCAAUCAGGCUUGUUCUUCGCGGUUUGGAGCGUGUGGAGAGGGAGAAAGCACUUGUUUGCAUCAUCGAACCUGGGCAAGGAAUCGUGUUAUGUUGAGAUGUCUUCAUCAAGUGGUAAUUUCUCGGGUUCAUGUGGACAUAUGUGCAAUGAGCAGACUUGUGUUUUGAGAACAAGUUUGAGUUUGCACAAUUUUGGGAGGAGGUUCUUGGGUUGUAGCCGUUAUAAGGUUGGUCCUAAGUGUCCUUUCUUUGUUUGGAUUGAUAACCCAACCUGUCCUCGUGGGAAUGAAGCUGCACCUUUGGCUCUAGAGAAGAUGUCUAGGCUUCAGACUGCUCUCCAACUUGCAAAUGAGAGGGAAAGGACAGCUCUGGAAACGGCAGAAGAAGCUAGGCAAAUGGCAGAAAAGGCUCUUGAAGAGGAAGCCAAAGCCAAGGAGAGGGAGAGAAAGGCUCGAGCUGUCUGUGCAAAAGCUAAGGAAAAAGCCAUUCUUGCUGAAGAGAAGCAAAGAAUGUGGAAGUCUGCAUGCAUUUUGUCAUGGAUCUUUUUUGUUAUUGUUAUGUUGUUGUGUUUUGGCUCAAUUGAGUUCUCUGGAGUGAAGAGACCUAGAUUGUUGCCCCUGAAGUAGUUAAUUGGUUAGUAGAGAUAGUUAUGGCAAUGGUGUUAAUGAAUUUGCAUUGUA
Molecule: messenger RNA, 1125 nt
Organism: Quercus lobata
Lineage: Eukaryota; Viridiplantae; Streptophyta; Magnoliopsida; Fagales; Fagaceae
Exons: 3
Coding region: 1-1071 (356 amino acids)
Molecular function (GO): zinc ion binding
Source: RefSeq, a predicted model, not a curated record